Lachancea fermentati is the source of this 1209-nucleotide messenger RNA. The record is from the annotation of a GenBank genome assembly. Lineage: Eukaryota; Fungi; Ascomycota; Saccharomycetes; Saccharomycetales; Saccharomycetaceae.
AUGCCAAUAACUGUUACACCAUUAGAAGGCCAACCAUUGGGAGCCACAAUCAAGUUACCUGAGGGAUGUACCGAUCCUAGUGAACUGUCACCGGAAGAUUUCAAGGACUUGUACAAUGCUUUGCUCACACAUCUCGUUAUCGUAAUUCCAGGAAUGGAAAAGCUUCCCCCAAAGUCUCAAUGGAAACUGACGACCAUGUUCGACCCAACUUGUAAUCAAACUGGACUAGCGUAUGGUCACGGCAAGGAAUUUCGUCACGAAAAAUCAGUUUUGAGAAGAGACGGAACGUCAAUUCCUGAUCAGCCCCAGGUUCAAGUAUUAGGACAAGGCAGCUGGCCUGCUGGCCACUACGGCUUGGGAGAUAUCGACUUGAGACAUCCUACUCACUUUGAUUUCCACAGAAACCCAUUGACCGACGAGCAGGCAUUCGAACAAGAUAUGACUAGAUUUUAUAGGUGGCACAUCGACUCUGCGCUCUAUGGUCUGUCCCCUCCUGUUGCAACCACUUUGUUGGGAAUUCAUGUACCUCCACAUUCCAGAAAGCAAAAGAUCGUCUAUGAGGACAAUGGCGAUGUUCUGGAGGUAACCCAAGGUGCUACAGCGUUUGUUUCUGGUGAGAAAGCAUUUCAACUACUAACCCCAGAGGAACAGGAACGUGCUUUGGGCACUACUGUUGUAUAUGCGCCUCACCCUUAUAUUUUUAUCUCACCUGCUCGCGCUACUUCCGAUGGAUUGACCAUGGUGUCAGAAGGUAAAGAAAUGCCUUUAGAUCAAUUGCCACCAUGGGAAGAAUCUAAAGUGAAAAAAUUGCCUCUUGUAUGGACAAAUCCUGUCACUAAAAAACAUCACCUCCAAGUGCACGGUUGCUGCAUCCACAGAUUGGAGCUCCCAGAUGGUACCACACUUGAAUUAGAAGAUGCUCGUAAGGAAGUCCACAGAUUAAUGAGACCAGCUAUUUCGCCAGAAAACAUUUACGCACAUGCUUGGAAUAAGGGUGAUUUGGCUAUCUUUUUCAACAGAGGUGUAUGGCAUUCCGUAACUGGUCAGUUCUUGCCAGGUGAAAAGAGGCUCAUGCAUCAAUGCAACAUAGCUUCAGGGCAAGAUCCAUUUACUCUUACCGACCUCAAUGUGAAGAGCCCCGUGCAUGUGUCUGAUCAAAAACCGGGUGUUACACUUGAAGCAUCCAAUUCUCCCUCAAUUGCUGCUUAG